Molecule: messenger RNA, 3484 nt
Organism: Xyrauchen texanus (razorback sucker)
Lineage: Eukaryota; Metazoa; Chordata; Actinopteri; Cypriniformes; Catostomidae
Gene: svopa
Product: SV2 related protein a
Exons: 17
Coding region: 458-2107 (549 amino acids)
Biological process (GO): transmembrane transport
Cellular component (GO): membrane
Molecular function (GO): transmembrane transporter activity
Source: RefSeq, a predicted model, not a curated record
AAAUAGCAUAAAGCGGCGGGGGACGGUCCUCUGGUGAGGUGACAAGAUGCCGUUUUUUGUUGUUGAAUGGAUGUCUAUGGAGAUGCUUCAGUGUGCUGAAUAAACAACUUUUGAGGAAACAGCUCAUCACCUGUUCAAUUGAGCGCUUGUUCGCUAAUCGUCAACAUCUUUUACACAAAUGUUUUUGUAAUUUACUCUGUGUGGAGUUAAUUACGAUAAAAUAUCUGUUUUUAUGAGAGAAGGCGCUGAGAAAUUUGCGACAGGCGUUCCAGUUUUUGCAUAGAUCCAGCAGAACGACCGAGCAACGCCACCAGCGACACGACAGAAGAAGCAGAAAUCAUGCCAGCACAACACCGCCCCUAUCAGAGCUCUUAGCUGUCCUCACACCCGUGGUGCUGAAAUCAGCGCUGUAACGGCAAUGAGAUAAAGACACGGGAGCCCGACCAACAGACCGAGAAUGGACGAUGAUUUGUUUCAGUUAAGACAGCUCCCAGUUGUGAAAUUUCGGCGUACAGGUGAAAGCACUCGCUCAGAGGAUGAGUUUGGAGGGAAGGACGAAACUAUGGAGGCAGAGGGAGGGUGGACGGAUAUGGAGAAUGUUUCCCUGGCCGAUGGUGCUCCAGUGCCUCGGGAGUUUGCUAACCCCACUGAUGAUACCUUUAUGGUCGAAGAUGCAGUGGAAGCCAUUGGCUUUGGGACAUUCCAGUGGAAGCUAUCCAUUCUGACUGGACUUUCUUGGAUGGCUGAUGCCAUGGAGAUGAUGAUUCUCAGUAUUUUGGCCCCUCAACUGCACUGUGAGUGGGCACUGUCCAGCUGGGAGGUGGCACUGCUAACCUCGGUGGUAUUUAUUGGAAUGAUGGUCAGUUCUUCAUUAUGGGGAAACAUUUCUGACAAAUAUGGGAGAAAAACAGGUUUGAAGAUGAGUGUAUUGUGGACACUGUUCUAUGGCCUCCUCAGUGCAUUUGCACCCUUAUAUGGAUGGAUCCUUUUUCUCCGAGCUCUGGUGGGCUUCGGUAUUGGAGGGGCUCCACAAUCAGUAACACUGUAUGCUGAGUUUCUCCCCAUGCGGUCCCGAGCCACUUGCAUUCUGUUGAUAGAGAUCUUCUGGGCUUUGGGUACAGUGUUUGAAGUUCUGCUAGCUAUCUUGGUGAUGCCAACUUUGGGCUGGCGCUGGCUGCUGGCCCUCUCCACCAUUCCACUCUUUAUUUUUGUUAUUCUUUGCUUUUGGCUGCCAGAGAGUGCUCGUUACGACGUCCUGACAGGAAAUCAGGAGAAGGCUUUGCGCACACUCAAACGAAUUGCUACAGAGAACAAGGUCCCCAUGCCAUUGGGAAAACUCAUAGUGGCCAGACAGGAGGACAGGGGGAAAAUUCAGGAUCUUUUCUCACCACACUUCCGCUGGACAACACUUCUGCUUUGGUUCAUAUGGUUCUCUAAUGCAUUCUCUUAUUAUGGUGUGGUUUUGCUGACCACUGAGCUUUUCCAGGAGGGUGGGGCCUGUGUUGAGGUGAAUGGCAGUAAAAUGGAGCCAGGCUGUAGUUUGGAGUGCAAAUAUUUAAACUCAGAUGAUUACAAAGACCUUUUAUGGACCACACUCUCUGAGUUUCCAGGCCUGCUGGUAACCCUGUGGGCAAUUGAUCGGUUGGGGAGGAGAAAGACUAUGGCAUUGUGUUUCUUCGUCUUCUCUGUUUGCCUCGUGCCACUCUACGGCUGUAUGGGAAGGACCUUUUUGACAGUAUUCAUAUUCAUUGCGAGAGCCUUCAUUGCUGGAGGUUUCCAGGCUGCAUAUGUGUACACUCCUGAGGUGUAUCCCACAGCGACGAGGGCUCUGGGUUUGGGCACCAGUAGUGGGAUGGCUCGGGUUGGAGCAUUCAUUACACCGUUUGUUGCACAGGUGAUGCUUGAAUCAUCUGUGUACUUGACUCUGUCAGUGUACUGUUGCUGCUGUUUGCUGGCUGCUAUUGCUUCCUGUGCCCUGCCCAUAGAGACCACAGGACGAGGCCUGCAGGAGUCCAGUCACAGAGAGUGGGGUCAGGAGAUGAUGGGGCGGGCCUCAGACCACAGCCCUGAGGGGAUUGCACAUUCCAUCUCUGGAUCACAAGACUGAAGGACACAAGGAUUUUUAGGACAUAGAUGGAAGUGGGCAAUGUUGGACAUAGAUAGACAUGGGCAAAGUUCUCUGUAAAAAAAACUAAAAAACAACAACAACAAAAAACAAUGUGUCCACAAUGGAACACCCGAUUCAAUGGUUUUAAGAGUUGCUUGGUCUUGAUUUUUUAUCAGCCUAUUAUAAACAAGUUCCCUCACCAAAGGUUGAGUGGUUAAUCACCUCCAUCCUCUGGACCAGAGAAAUGGAAGGGCAUAUAUUCCCAUGACGUAAUACCUCCCUCUGCCAAAUGCAACUCUCCGAGCGAAUUCAACAGGAAAUGGGUUGAGUAUUGUAACUAAAACAUGAGAAUUGCAUUAUGCAGUUUAACAUUCAAAGCAGUCAUUUACAGUCAAAGAAUUCUAAGAGUAUUUUGGGGUGUUUAAGAAGAGAACAAAAGCCUUCAACGUCCUGCAGCCUUGAAGUUGAAAGAUAGCACAAGAGUGUGUGUGUGAGUGUGUGUGACUAGUUUAGUAUAACAGGGAGUAGAAAGUUUUUUUUAUUAUUUAUCUUUUUAAGGGGGCCUUACACUCCACUCCCAACAUUCCUUUUGGGGGAGCUUGCCAACUUUUAACUCAUUGAAGAAAAAUUGAAAUUAUCCCACAUUGCACUGGUUUUUAGUCUUUGUUAUCUUGCUUCUUUUAAAGAAACAUUUACCAGAGCAUUAUUUAUGCUGGUUAACAGUUAGCCAUUUACCGUUUCAUCCUGCUGUCGUUGACACCAUGAGGCACACAGUUACGUAUCUAGUGGACACCAAUUGCUUCUUUACUACACGGCAAUGGAGUGCACCUCUCACUGACCUCAACUGGCUGUCAAUUGCGAAUCGAUUGUGUAAGGUGUAUAAACUCUAACUUUUCCAUUAUAAUAAGGCACAUCAAAAGCUGUUGAAAUACUGUAAAUCUUAAAGUCAACAUAAAAUUUGAAUUUACUUUCGUAAUAGACGUUCCUGAUCUUAUUGUGUGCAAUUUGCUGAUGCACUUAAUUCCAAAGAAUAAAUGCAUUUCUCCACCUGUGCAAGGAUUUUUCUUUCAACUGAUGUUGUGAAAACAUUUAACUCCUUCCUUCAAGGAACCCGAGACAAUUUGCAAUGAUCCAUCCAAUGAUUCAAUUUCUCAUUUAAUAUCCUGUUUCAUUUAACAAGAUGUCACAUGACAAUAAAUCAAUAAGUCAACACAAUAAAACAGUAGCGAGUGGCUUUCAUAAGAACAGGUCUGUGGCAAACCAGGUAUAUUUUUGUUACAGUCUAUUCCAUUAUCUCAGCAUCCAAGCAGAUUUGUCAACCCAUGACUCGCAUUUAAAUGCUCAACAUAAACGUUUAGUAAGAAUCUUUUUCCGUCC